This is a messenger RNA of Pelecanus crispus (Dalmatian pelican), 360 nucleotides long. Lineage: Eukaryota; Metazoa; Chordata; Aves; Pelecaniformes; Pelecanidae. The record is from RefSeq and is a predicted model, not a curated record.
AUGCUUUGGCCAUUCCCGUGUCCACCCAUCAUUCGCUCUGAGCGCAUGGCUCACAAGGUGGUCGCAAGUUACAAACCUUCGAAGUUUGACAAAAAAAUCCUCCUUUGGACCGGACGUUUCAAGACAGAAGAAGAGAUUCCUCUGAGGAUCCCGCCAGAGAUGCUAGACAGGGCAAGAAACAAAGCUCGAGUUAAAGCUUGUUACAUCAUGAUUGGACUCUCAAUUGUUGCCUGUUUUGCAGUGAUUGCCUCAGCUAAAAAGGCUGCUGCGCGUCACGAGUCCUUAACAAGCUGGAACCUGGCAAAGAAGGCCAAGUGGCGGAAAGAGGCCCAGCUAGCAGCGGAGUCGAAGACAAAGUAA